UCCGGUAUAAACUUCCGGUGUAGAGAUGGCAAUGGUUUUAAUUGUUAUUGAAUUUUAUAGUUUCGACCGAAAAUCGACUGUAUUCAUUCAUAUCUCGAAGAAUAUGCAGUGUGGAUCAAGCAAAGGAAGUUUUCUUUCCUAUUUAAUUUAUCGAUUCUAUUUUAGAAAUUGAUUAUUCGACGCAGUUAUCAAAUUGAAAUUACUUAAGUAUAUAAAACUGUUGGUCGACGAAAACUGUUCAGUACCAAAAAAAACCUGACAUGUUUUUCCCAGAAACACAUAUAUUGGUUUCGACAAUGUGCAUUCUAUCAGUACUUACUAAUUCUGAAUGAUGACUCAUUCUUUUGUUGUUGUUUUUUUUUUAUUUUCUUUAUGAUGUGUCUUUGGCAAUAUUGUUUACAAUUUCAGCUGCUGUUGAGUCUGAGAUACUUAGCCAAAGGGGCGUUUUACAGUGAAGUCGCAGACACUCAUGGUGUAAGCAGAAGCACAGUUUGCAGAGUAAUUGGCCGAGUUGUCAAUAGUAUAAAUGCAAAUAUUGACAAUAUAAGAUUUCCCACGCAGCCUCAGAGUUUGCUUCAGAUGAAACGCGAAUUUUACAGAAAGUGCUCACUGCCGAACAUUGUGGGUGCUAUUGAUGGCACUUUGGUACCAAUAGUGGCACCAACAGAGAAUGAAGAGGUGUACGUGUGCAGAAAAGGGUUUCAUGCCCUUAAUUGUCAGGCGGUCUCCUCACCAGACCUGAAAUUCCUGGAUGUUGUUGCUCGGUGGCCAGGUUCAACCCAUGAUUCUGCAAUAUUUGAAAAUUCCCGGUUGAAGGACUACCUUGAUAACCAUGAUGGGAUGAUACUUCUUGGGGACAGCGGGUAUGCUCUCAAGAGGUAUCUGCUUACACCCAUCCCCGCCCCCCGUAAUGAGCAAGAACACCUGUAUAAUAGACGGCAUAGGCAGGGUCGAUUGUGCAUAGAGAGAACCUUUGGUCUACUCAAGUCAAGAUUCAGAUGCCUUCACAAGACUGGUGGUGUGUUACCAUUCAAGCCGCAAAAAUGUGCAAGCGUAUUCGUGGCAUGUUGUCGCUUGCACAACCUGUGCUUGCAGAACGGUCUUCCAGAUCCACCAGAACUUGAUUUGGAGGAGGAUCAUGAUCAGGAAGUGGACGCACCUGACAACAACCUUGGUGGUCAGGCUGUGCGCAAUCAAUUUGUACAAAUACGUCGAUUGAUUGGAUAUGAUGGUUCAUAUGUGAGAGAUAUCCAGGCAUAGGUCACUUACAGCUUGCUGUAUGGCCUGGAUAUCUCCCGCAUAUGAACCAUGUCUUAUUUAUAAAUAUUUGUCAUGUUUGUGUGUUUUAGUUUGUUGAUUGAUUGAACAUGUUGGUUCAUAUGUGAGAGAUAUCCAGGCAUAGUUCACUUACAGCUUGCUGUAUGGCAUGGAUAUCUGUCACAUAUGAACCAUGUCUCAUUUGUAAAUAUUUGCCAUUUUUGUGUGUGUUCUUUUGUGGAUUAAUUGGACAUGAUGGUUCAAAUGUGAGAGAUAUCCAGGCAUAGGUCACUUACAGCUUGUUGUAUGGCAUGAAUAUCUCUCACAUAUGGACCGUGUAUAUAUAAUAUAUGUGUUAUUCUGUACAUUUUGUUUCUGAAGCCACAUUUAAUGUGUACAUUGAUUUUAGACGGUGGUUCAUAUGUGAGAGAGAUCCAUGCAUAGGUCACUUA
Molecule: messenger RNA, 1709 nt
Organism: Dreissena polymorpha
Lineage: Eukaryota; Metazoa; Mollusca; Bivalvia; Myida; Dreissenidae
Product: putative nuclease HARBI1
Exons: 6
Coding region: 373-1260 (295 amino acids)
Source: RefSeq, a predicted model, not a curated record